GUUCCAAGAAUGGAGACCGGAAAAUAUCUUUAUUCAGAGGCUGGUAGAGAUAAAGUAGAGCUUUCCACUGUAAAGUCACAAGGAAGAAUAUUUUGAGUGCACCGUCAACAAUGACCCGUGCCGCUUAUGCACGCCUGUCUAGUGCUGAUUUCCGACCAUUACUGACCACCGUGGUAACCUUCCACAAGUGAUUGAUUCCAGAGAGGAAUUACCACUACCUUUAAAUAACGAAGCUUUGGAUCAACUUCUGAGAAAUGAGAUUGUCAUCCAGUUUCUCGCUCUGUCAAGAAUUUACUACGUCAAGGUCGUGAAGCUGUAGUGGUGGCGCAUGAAUUGGAUGUGGUUUCCACCGAAUUUUCGGAAGAAGCAGCCAUGCAAAGUGGCGACAUGACUCGAACUGGUACAGCUCGCCCAUUUGGUAUCAAGUCUGCAGUAGAAGCCAAACUGCAUGUGCGAGUCGCAAACAUUGGCCAUACCAGUGAAGGACCGAAAGGAAAGCUGGGAAACAAAAGUACUAAAAUCAAGGCCAAGCAAAUGGCAGAAUGUGACGCAGAACUUUCUGCUGUGUUGUUCAGCAGGCAGGAAAAGAUAACCAAAGAUGAUCAGCCAGUCAGAGAAGCUGAUGCUAUAAGAAAAAGAAAACUUGAAAGAAUGCAGGCGGUUCGGCAGAUCCAAGGUGCUGAUACCUCUACGGGCAAUUUAAUUAUUCAAAAAGAAGAGAAACUACAAAGAACAGGAGACCUCAAAACCAUUCACCUUUACGGAGAGAAGCUCAGACAUGAGAAGAUCCUUGCUUCGUUGGCGGGUAACAUCCCGACCAGCCACACAAUCUACCCGUCAUUCGGUAGAGCAGUUUUCGAGUUUGUGCUGACAAAUCCUUACUCCACUGACCAGACAGUUGCCAUUCACUGCAAUGACAAUGAACUCAAAGUUAUAACAGACACAAGAGAAUGGAGACACUUUAAGAGGAAAACAGAGACGCGUUCAGGCGACUGCGGAAGCUUUUUGUCAUUCGACCAUGUAAUUUUGUUGAGGGAUUUACUUGAUCUGGUGUCAUUCAGGAACAAGGACGAGCGUCCAAUAGCUACUUUGACCCUUCAAGUUGAACCUCGACCCCAUGUGAUAGACAGAACAUUCAGGUUCUAUCACGCAGAGCAGUCGUUCUUAAAAAAGACCAUCAGGUUACCCCCCCUGGCGAUCACUACCGGGUGCGCACCAGUAAUGGACGAUAACACGCAACCUCAAGUUCAUGUACGCUGCAGCGAUGUGAAUGCUGUUUGUGAAGCUAGAAAGAUGACGCAUCUUAUAUCUUUCGAUAUUCAAUUGCGCUUUCAUGCUCUUUUUACCUUCAAUGCGUUUAUUUUUACUUUAAGAGAUCCUCUCCUCGCGGAGCCUUGUCAGACAUGGCAGCUAUAUGUUCAUUCAUUACAAAGAAUCGACAUGACCGCUUUCCGAGGUCAGAGCAGUCGCCUGUCUGUGAUUUUACGAGGAACUCAGUCCAGUCGUCUUGUGCAGUGUUUCUUAUCUCACCCCGAGGAAUUACAGGUCAAGCCCACCGAUCCAAUCAUGUUAAUGGCUAAUGCUGUUCAUGAAGUCCAUCUGACGGUACGACCCUAUGCAUCCGGGAGCAUGCGCUAUAUGUAUGUCAACGUGGUUGAUGUGGAAUUUCAUCAACUUGUGAGAACUUGGCUCGUUUGUGCCUCUUGUCAAAUGCCUGUCAUUUCUAAAUCGUUUGAACUGCAGAUACAAGUUGGCGGUGGAAAGGGUUCGAACAAGCGUGUAUCAUUCACCAAUCCUUAUCCUACCAAGAAGACGUUUCAUCUGAAAACUAACAGGCCAGACAUGCUACAGUUCAAAGAGAGCAUCAUUGAGGUUGGUACCGGAGAGUCACACAGUAUUGGGCUUCGCUUCACUCCUCAACAGUUCCCGGGAAAAUCUGAAAUUCUUAUCUUCAUCAACGACUCGUAAGACAAAAAUGAAGAAACGUUUAGCAUCAACGUCGUCUAUACGUAA
Messenger RNA from Stylophora pistillata, 2013 nucleotides. Its product is annotated as nephrocystin-4. Gene Ontology annotation, cellular component: non-motile cilium; ciliary base; ciliary basal body. Gene Ontology annotation, biological process: negative regulation of canonical Wnt signaling pathway; protein localization to ciliary transition zone. The record is from RefSeq and is a predicted model, not a curated record. Lineage: Eukaryota; Metazoa; Cnidaria; Anthozoa; Scleractinia; Pocilloporidae.